Molecule: messenger RNA, 315 nt
Organism: Trypanosoma grayi
Lineage: Eukaryota; Euglenozoa; Kinetoplastea; Trypanosomatida; Trypanosomatidae
Exons: 1
Coding region: 1-315 (104 amino acids)
Source: RefSeq, a predicted model, not a curated record
AUGAAUGAAACCAAUCCCCUUCAGACGUCCGUGCGCCAGGCAGUCCCACUCGACACACACAUCUCCGCUGGUGCGCCAGCCCCAUCGCAGCACAAAUAUGCGCCUUCGGUGGUGGUGGCGGCCACGCGGCCCCCCCCCUUCCCCCACCAGCGUGCCAGGCGUCUCACGGCACCACUUGUGACGCUGCGUGUGUGCCUCUUCUACACGGGCACACGAACACCCUCCCCGACGCCUCGCGCCACAUUAAACGGCAGCACCGUCGUGUAUGCAGCACGCAGCGCAGUAGGGCUUGGCCUCCGCAACAGCCCCCCCUAA